AUGCCGAGAAUGGGCAGAUCUUGCAGGCAAUAUUUGGCAACUCUUUCUUGCGUUUUUGCUUUUUAUUUCUCCCUGUUCUGUGUUUCUCAAGGUAAAGAUACACUUGGAGUUAACGAAUCCAUACUUGUAUACCAUGGAGACUUAUUGGAGUCUUCCAACCAGCGUUUUCGGCUCACCAUCAGUCAUCCCUUUAGCUGGUUAUGGGUCCUGGUGAUCCAAUACAUGUCCAUGCUUCGAUCAAUUGACGUCUGGGCCAGCGACAGCUACCAGACUCCAGCCAGCAAAGAGCCUGCAUUUUUAACCAUGAAUGCAGAUGGAAGGCUGGUUGUAUAUGACACUUCUCACAGUCCUGUAAUCGUUGUGAAUUCUGAACAGCCUAUUAUGAUUAGCAACACUACUGCAAUUUUACUUGACAACGGGAACCUGGUUUUAAGAGCACCUGGAGGGAAUAUUGUCUGGCAAAGCUUUGACUAUCCGAGUAAUAAAUGGCUUCAGGGAAUGAAACUUGGGAUUUUGCAAUCAGGUACAAGAUUUCUAACUUCAUCACCAAGCUAUAACCAACCUUCUUCUACAUUAGGCGUUGAUUUGAAUAAUACCAAGGAGAUUGCUAUUAUGCAAGAAGGAGUGGUUUAUUGGAGAAGUGGGACAUGGGAUGGCCAAAAGCUCAGCUUUCUUGAUAUAUCGGAUAGUUUUGGUUUCAAUUUUUACUAUGUAUCCAGUCCAAAUGAGACCUAUUUCACAUGGAAUAGUAGUACUGAUCCCUUUGCCUUACUAAUUUUUAGCGAAAGUGGGAAUAUUACAGUUCGUAGUGGGGAUUUUACCAAUGCACAGGCAUUGGCAGUUUGUGAUGUAAUCACUUACAGGAGCACGAAAGAUCAGUCCAAAGGGUGUACGAAUCCUUGUGGCGUCGGUGAUGGAUUUAAGGAAAUAAUGGGUGACUUGGUUGCGUGGGAUGAAGUGUCCUAUAAUGACAAUGCUCUUCGCUUUUGUAAGUUGAGAUGCAGAAGAAACUGUUCGUGCUAUGCUUAUUCUAAUACUGCAUACGAUCAGGACGGUGUUGCUAUGGGCUGUAAAAUGGCUAUCAGACGACAUGGACAACUUAUUUCUUCAAAUAAACAAACAAUUUUUGCCCGCGAAAGCUUUGUUUUGGAGAAAGGUUUAGAGAAGUUCCAGCAGCUUCAUGAAAAAAGGGAUGAUGAAUCAUCUGUUGUCGAGUCUACCAGCAUAGAAAUGGCAACAAAUAAUUUUUCUGAUGAAAACAAACUUGGUCAAGGAGGAUUUGGUCCAGUGUACAAGGGAAAGUUGUCUACUGGGCAAGAGAUUGCGGUGAAAAGAUUGAAAAUAAUGUCAGGCCAUGGAAUUGAGCAAUUCAAGAAUGAAGUGACAGUGAUCUCUAAGCUGCAACAUCGAAACCUUGUAAAACUUUUGGGAUACUGCAUUCAUGGGGAGGACCGGAUACUAGUUUAUGAGUACUUGCCCAAUGGUAGCUUGGAUUCAUUUAUUUUUGAUACUACAAAACGGGCAGUACUAGAUUGGAGAAGGCGUUCCAGUAUUAUUGAAGGGAUAGCUCAAGGGCUGUUGUACCUCCACAAGUAUUCCAGAUUAAAAAUCAUCCACAGAGAUCUCAAAACAAGCAAUGUUUUGUUGGAUAAUGACCUGAAUCCCAAGAUUUCUGAUUUUGGGACAGCAAGAAUUUUUGGAGAUGAUGAAUCACGUGCAAAUACAUUGAGAGUCGUUGGGACUUAUGGCUACAUGUCUCCUGAAUAUGCCAUGAAUGGCAUCAUCUCUGAGAAGUCUGAUGUUUACAGCUUCGGAGUCAUGAUGUUGGAGAUCAUAAGCGGAAAGAAGAACACAACUUUCAAUGACACCGAUGAUCAUUUAAACUUAGUAGGACAUGUGUGGGAUUUAUGGAAAGAAGGAAGGGUUUCGGACAUUGCAGAUCCUAGUUUUGGAGAGACAAUUGCCAUGCAUGAAAUUUCAAGAUAUGUUCAAGUUGGGCUGUUGUGUGUUGAAGAAAAUGCAGCCGACAGACCAACCAUGUCUGACGUUAUUUCCAUGCUAAAUGGAACACUAGUCAGUCUUCGUGUUCCAUAUCGACCGGCUUUUUCUGCUGCUACCGGCGGCCGGAACAAUGACAAUUUGGUUCAGAAUGCAGAACCUUGCUCCAACAAUACACUUCACAAGGCAAAAAAGAAAGUAAAAACAUAUACUAGUCUUUACAGACGUUAUCAAGAAUGGGCAAUCACUAGAGAUACGCUAGGCGUUAAUGAGUCCCUAGUUGUAUAUUAUGGAGACUUCUUGGAGUCUUCCAACCAGCGUUUUCAGCUCACCAUCACUCAUCCGCUUAGCUGGGCAUGGUACCUGACGGUUCUGUAUGUGUCUAUGCGUCAAACCAUCGACGCCUGGGCUAACGACAACUACCUGAUUCCUGCCAGAACUGAGCCCGCAUAUGUAACCAUGAAUCCUGAUGGAAAGCUAGUUGUGUAUGACAUUUCUCACAAUCAGCUGAUCGUUGCAAACUCUCAACAGCCUGUUUUCAUUAGCAACACGACUGCUACUUUACUCGCUAAUGGAAACCUGGUUUUGAGAGCUCCUGGAGGUAAUACUGUAUGGCAAAGUUUCGAUUAUCCUACCAAUAAAUGGCUUCAAGGCAUGAAACUUGGGGUUUUUGGAUCAAGCACAAUCCUUCUAACUUCAAAGCCAACAUUUGGGGAUCCUGCUUCUACAUUAGGAAUUAAUCCGAACAAUACAAAGGAAAUUGUUAUUAUGCAAGAUGGAGUGGUUUAUUGGCGGAGUGGGAUAUGGAAUGGCCAGAAUUUCAGCUUUCUUGAUAUCUCAGAUGAUUUUGGAUUGAAUUUUUACUACGUUUCAGAUUGGAACGAGACAUAUUUCACAUGGAACAGUAGCACUGAUCCCUAUGCCCUAUUCAUCCUUGCUGCAACUGGACAAAUUCAUGUUAGUAGUGGGGACUUUACUGAUUCUCAAGCAUUGGCAGUUUGUGACAUGAUUGAUGGCAAGACUUGGAAAAAUCAGACCUUGGGGUGUACGAAUCCUUGUGGCACUGGCGAUGGAUUUAAGGAAAUAAUGGGUGACUUGGACGCGUGGGAUGAAAUAUGGAAUAAUGACAAUGCCCUUCAUUAUUGUAAGUCGAUAUGCAGAAAAAACUGCUCGUGCUAUGCCUACUCUAAUACAACAUGCGAUAACAAUGGUGUUGCGCUGGGCUGCAAAAUAGCUACGAGAAAGAAAGGAAAUCUUAUUUUUUCAGAUAAACAGAAACUUUUCGUCCGCGAAAGCUUUGUUUUGGUGAAAGAAGUCAGUCCACCUACCCAAUCACCUGAGCUUGCUCCAAGCCCUCCCUGGCCAAAAAAGAAAUCAGACGCAUGGAAAGUGAAGUUAUCUAUUGCUGCUGCAGCAGUAUUUCUCGGGGCUCUUGCGUUACUCUAUUUAUGUUGCAAUCUGCAAAGAAAAAAUCACCAUCAUGAAGAUACAUUAAACAAUAGUACUCAUGGGCCUGGGAACUUCCAGCUUCCUGAUGAAAGGGAUCAUGAAUUACCCCUUUUCGAAUUUAGCAUCAUAACAUUUGCGACUGAUCAGUUUUCUGAAGAAAACAAACUUGUCCAAGGAGAAUUUGGUUCUGUUUACAAGGGUAAGUUGCCUACUGGACAGGAGAUUGCGGUGAAAAGAUUGAAUAUAUUGUCUGGGCAUGGAAUUGAUAAACAAUUCAAGACCGAAGUUGCAGCGAUGUCUAAGCUGCAACACCGAAACCUUGUAAAACUUUUGGGAUACUCCAUUCAUGGAGAGGACCGGAUAUUAGUUUACGAGUACCUACCCAAUGGUAGCUUGGAUUCAUUUAUUUUUGAUGCUACAACACAGGGAGUACUAGAUUGGAAAAGGCGUUCUCAUAUUAUUGAAGGCAUAGCUCAAGGGCUGCUGUACCUCCACAAGUAUUCCAGACUAAGAAUCAUCCACAAAGAUCUCAAAACAAGCAAUGUCUUGCUGGACAAUAACCUGAAUCCCAAAAUUUCUGGUUUUGGGGCUGCAAAAGUUUUUGGAGAAGAUGAAUCACGUGCAAGUACAUUGAACAUUAUAGGGACAUAUGGUUACAUGUCUCCUGAGUAUGCAAUGAAUGGAAUAAUCUCUGAGAAGUCUGAUGUAUAUAGCUUUGGAGUCAUGAUGUUGGAGACCAUAACUGGCAAGAAAGUCACUUCUUUCAAUGAUACAGAUGAUCGUUUUACCUUAGUCGGACAUGUGUGGGAUUUAUGGAAAGAAGGAAGGAUUUCAGACAUAGCAGAUCCCAGUCUAGGUGAAACAAUUCCCAUGCAUGAAAUUUCAAGAUGUGUUCAAGUUGGGCUGUUAUGCGUUGAAGAAAAUGCAGCAGAUAGACCAUGCAUGUCUGAUGUGAUUUCCAUGCUUAACAACCAAUUCCUAGUAGGCCUUCUUGUUCCAAGUCGACCUACCGGCUGCCGAAACAAAGGCAACUUCGUUCAAAAUCCAGACUGCUCCAACAACUCAGUGACGAUUUCGGAUUUGGAGGCUCGAUGA
Messenger RNA from Coffea arabica (coffee), 4542 nucleotides. The record is from RefSeq and is a predicted model, not a curated record. NCBI's taxonomy places the organism in Eukaryota, Viridiplantae, Streptophyta, Magnoliopsida, Gentianales, Rubiaceae.